GCUCCGACUCAGUAGCAUUCAGAACGCUCUUAGCUGAAAGAAUCAUUUUGCUCUGGUAUACUCACCAACUCGGCUCUGAAUAAAAAGGUGACGUGAGUCUGAGUGUAAUUGGAUGCUCAAAAUUUAAAUGUCGCUUGGAAACAUUCUUGACAGUGAAUAUGGCAAGGAUGAUGUAUCUUAAUAGGCUGCUGUCUGGAGUGGAUCAUGCCCCCUAGAUAGCAGACUCCACAUCUUCGCUUCGGGCUGUUGGCCACUCCUGUUUGGAGAGUAUGCCUCCCCGGAAGCGCACACGGCCUGCCCUGGGCUUCCUGUGCUGCCUCAACAGCAGUGAGCCCCCUGAGAUUAAUCUGAAGGACAGUGUGCCACUACAGCUCUUGGAGUUCAGCGCUCCUAUACCCUCUGAGGAUGAACUACAUGCCCGCUUCUCUGAAUUAGUGGAUGAAUUAGAUCUCACAGACAAGAACAGGGAAGCCAUGUUUGCUUUGCCUGCUGAGAAGAAAUGGCAGAUCUACUGCAGCAAGAAGAAGGAACAAGAGGAUCCCAACAAGCUCGCUACCAGCUGGCCUGACUACUACAUAGACCGCAUCAACUCCAUGGCAGCUAUGCAGACACUUUUUGCAUUUGACGAAGAGGAAAUGGAGAUGCGCAACAAGGUGGUAGAGGAUCUAAAAACAGCCCUCCGCACUCAGCCAAUGAGGUUUGUGACAUGUUUCAUUGAGUUGGACGGCUUGACAUGUCUUUUGAACUUCUUGAAAAGCAUGGACUAUGAGACCUCAGAGAGCCGCAUCCACACUUCCAUUAUCGGCUGCAUUAAAGCCUUGAUGAACAACUCCCAGGGCCGUGCCCACGUGCUGGCCCACCCCCAAAGCAUCAACACAAUCUCCCAGAGCCUUCGUCAGGACAACAUCAAGACCAAGGUGGCCGUACUGGAGAUCCUGGGUGCAGUUUGCCUGGUGCCAGAUGGCCAUAAGAAAGUGCUACAGGCAAUGGCUCACUACCAGAAGUAUGCUGCUGAACGCACACGCUUCCAGUCUCUCCUCAACGAGUUGGACAGGAGCACAGGACGCUACAGAGACGAAGUCAAUCUGAAGACGGCCAUCAUGUCUUUCAUUAAUGCUAUGCUGAAUGCUGGGGUUGGAGAGGACAGUCUGGAGUUCCGUCUUCAUCUUAGAUAUGAGUUUUUGAUGUUGGGAAUUCAGCCGGUCAUCGACAAGCUGAGAGCUCAUGAUAAUGCCACGCUUGACAGACAUCUGGACUUCUUUGAGAUGGUGCGGAAUGAGGAUGAGUCCGAACUGGCCAAACGCUUUGAAAUGACACAUGUGGAUACCAAGAGUGCCGGUCAGAUGUUUGAGCUGAUCAAGAAGAAAUUAAGCCAAACAGAUGCUUACCCCAACCUGCUAUCUAUCCUACAACAUUGCCUCCAAAUGCCAUAUAAACGUGGGACAGGUAGCUUACAGCAAUGGCAACUUCUAGACCGUAUUCUUCAGCAAAUUGUUCUGCAGGAUGACAAGGGAGAAGACCCAGAUGUUUCACCUCUGGACAAUUUCAAUGUUAAGAACAUUGUUAGAAUGCUUGUCAAUGAAAAUGAAGUCAAACAGUGGCGAGACCAGGCAGAAAAGUUCAGAAAAGAGCAUGUAGAGUUGAUGGCUCGUCUGGAAAGGAAAGAGAGGGAGUGUGAGACCAAGACACAGGAGAAGGAGGAUAUGAUGAAGACUCUCAACAAGAUGAAGGACAAGUUACAGAGGGAAGGCGUGGAGUUGCGCUCAGCCAGGGAGCAUGUUUUAGACCUCUCCUCCCGCAUUAGUGACAUUUCAAGUGGUGGAGUCCCUUUACCCAUUCCCCCUCCACUCACUGGGAGCCUGAUGGCUCCACCCCCACCACCUAUGAUGAUGGGUGGUUUCCCUCCUCCUCCACCUCCUCUCCCUUUCUCCAGCCCGCCACCUCCUCCUCCACCUCCCCCUGGAGGUCCUCCUCCCCCACCAGGAGCUCCGUCCAUCUUCUCCGGGGUCCCGCCUCCCCCCGGACCUACUUCCAUCAGUUCCACCUCCAGCCCGUGCACAAAGAGCAUCCCACAACCUUCACAGCCACUAAAAUCUUUUAACUGGUAUAAACUGGGUGAGAACAAGAUCACCGGUACCAUCUGGCAUGAGAUUGAUGACAGAAGGGCUUUUAAAGUUCUCGACCUGAAGGAUAUUGAGAAGAUGUUUUCAGCUUAUCAGAGGCAGCAAGAGCUGCUCACUAACCAAUCCUUCAAGCAGAAAGAGACAGGCUCUAUGGAUGACCUAUACCUGAGCUCACGUAAAGUCAAAGAGCUGUCUGUCAUCGACGGGCGGAGGGCCCAGAACUGUGUCAUCCUUCUCUCCAAGUUAAAAAUGAGCAAUGAGGAAAUAAAGAGAGCCAUUCUAGAGAUGGACGAAAGAGAAGAACUUGCUAAAGAUAUGUUAGAACAGCUGCUAAAGUUUGUUCCUGAGAAAGGUGAUAUUGACCUUCUGGAAGAACACAAGCAUGAACUUGAGCGCAUGGCCCGUGCUGAUUGCUUCUUGUUCGAGAUGAGCAGAAUUGACCACUAUCAACAAAGGCUGCAGUCUCUUUUCUUCAAAAAGAAGUUUGCAGAGCGUCUGGCAGAGACUAAGCCCAAGGUUGAAGCUAUUCUGUGCGCGUCACGUGAGGUGGUGAAAAGUAAACUUCUGACACAGGUUCUGGAAGUGGUUUUGGCUUUCGGGAACUUCAUGAACAAAGGACAGAGGGGCAAUGCCUACGGUUUCAAAGUGUCCAGCCUCAACAAGAUCGUAGACACCAAGUCAAGUAUAGACAGGAAUAUCACCAUGUUGCACUACCUGAUCAUGAUCUUUGAGAAGAACUUUUCUGACACCCUCAACAUUCAACAGGACCUGAUCAGCAUACCAGAGGCUGCCAAAGUCAAUUUGUCUGAGCUGGAGAAGGAAGUGUUCAGCAUUAAGAGUGGCCUGAAAGCUCUGGAGGUGGAAUUACGGUACCAGCAGAGCCGAGCACAUGAUCGGGGAGACAAAUUUGUCCCGGUGGUCAGUGACUUUAUCACAGUCGCUAGCUUCAGCUUCUCUGAACUCGAGGAUCUACUUAAUGAAGCCAAGGACAAGUUCUCAAAGUCUUUAAAACAUUUUGGAGAAGAGGAGGGGUGCAUGCAGCCGGACGUUUUUGGAAUCUUUGACACUUUCCUGCAGUCUUUCAGCGAGGCCAGACAGGACCUGGACAAUAUGCAGCGACGCAAGGAGGAGGAAGAGAGGAGAGUGCGCAUGGAGGUCAUGCUGAAGGAGCAGCGGGAACGAGAGAAACGAGCGAAGAAAAGCACAGGAGGAAGUGUGUCAGAGGAGGUGGGCGAGUUUGAUGACCUUGUUUCAGCGCUUCGUUCUGGUGAAGUCUUCGACAAGGACUCUAAGCUAAAACGCAAUCGUAAGCGCUCUGUUAACCAGCUGGUGGACGACGGGGGUCGUGAACGGCCAAUCACCAAGGUCAACUAUUGACCUCUGUGAAUAUGGUCACAAGAAGUCCAGACAGUCAUAUUCACAGACUUGUGCACCUAAGGCAAACUGUCUUGAAAUGCCACACACUGCCCUCUUUUACCCAGACUAACUGACAAGCUUAAAGAUGGAGAAGUCCACUGUAAGAUCUUGUUUGGCCUGAAUUUCCACAGAACCAUUUGAAGGAUAUCCUGCAAUCUACUUUCAGUCUUCCUCCAUUACGUGUAUUUGAUUUAAAUUUCAAAGAACCUGAGUUUCAACCUGGUCAGACAAACUACAUAUGUACAAUAAGUACAUGCAGUGAUGAAGCAGAUUUUCUGAGAAGUGCCAGAGGAAAUCGUUCCGGGCAAUAACAACACUUUAAAUUUCAGAUCCAAUUGUGCUUUUCAAUUUAAAGGAGGUAGUUGAUGCUUCUUAAACAUGGAGAUGGAGACAAAUGAGUUGUGAGAAGAAGAAAAAAAGAAAAUAAUAUUUAUAAUAAUAAUAAUAUUCAACCCUGGAUAUUGCGAUCUCUAGGAAGUACAAUAUGACACUGUGGAUGCAGCCUCAUAGGAUGGGAAACUUCCCCAAGUGCCUCAACACAUAAAUGGCAUUCCAAGAACUACCUCCUGGAUGGAGAUACAGAGAAAGAACAGCACUUUCAUGAAGAGAUCCAUAGUUUUAUGAAACGUCAAGUCUCAAAAAUGCUAAAUGAUUACAGAAAAUGGUGCUGCUUACAGAAAGUUAAUUUGCAUAAAUGUUCUCGGAAAAUUUAUAAAAUCGGUUGAAAUUUCAUGGCAUUACUUCAGUGCAAAAUUAUAGUAAAACAAAAAUAAAUGCAUAAAUAGUGGAAUUUAUGUAUUUAGAGGCAGACCCAAAAUUCAUGUUUUCUUGUUUAUGCAUUUUCUUUCAUUUCUUAUUAGCAAUUAAUUAGCAAUGAGCAAGAAUUACCAUGUGUCUUAAUCAAGUUUUCAGGUAACAUAGAGGUUUUUUGGGCCUUGAUUAUAUAUGUUAAAUACACAAUGCCUCAAAUGUUUUCAAAUUUAAUAGGUACAUUAUGCCGACUGCUAUGUCCCUGGUCUGAAAAAAGCUGUCUCCUAAAUGUCAGAGAUAUCUGGUGAGAUCCAAUGGAUUUUUAACCAGUGAACUCAAGGUCAACAUUACGUAACCCACUUUGGUUUCUUUUUAUUAUAUUUUGUUCAUAAUUUUGAAAUUACAUGUAUAUUUAGUAGCUGUAGUCAAGACAAAGGUUGCAGAUGUACAUACAAUGACCUUGUAGUUGGCAUGGUGUGGCAGAGAAGAAAAUAUUGUAAGUGAUGGGAAAGACAAGCCUGUAAUAUACAGCUCUGGAAAGAAAUUUAAUAAUUAAGGCCACUGCAAAAUUAUCAGUUUCUCUGGAUUUACUCUUUAUAGGAAUGUGUUUGAGAAAAAUUUUAAUUUUAAUUUUAUUCUAUAAACACACUUAUAAAUAGUAAAUCCAGAUAAACUGAUGAUUUUGCAGUGGUAUCUUAAUUUUUUCCAGACCUGUAGAUCUAAAGGCAAUGCCAAAGUCAGAGUAAAGUGUAUAUGUCCGGAGAGGUAAUGUUUUUUUUAAAGAUUUUUCCCAAGCAAGUGAGUUUUACAGAGAUGCAUCAAACUACUUUGAUUGCAACAGGCCUCUUCUGUCAUUUGUCCAUAUGGGGUCACCAUGAGAGUUCUGUGAUAGGGGAUUGUGUUUAUCUUUUCAGUGACAGAUGAAUAUGGAUACUUGGUGCUAAUCUUCCAUUUGUGUAAGUACAGCUCUGCGGUCCCAAGGGUGUUCACAUGAGCAGGGCCUUUGGAACGUACUGUACGUAUAAAAAAAUUUGAUCCAGUGGGAUAAAUUAUUCUGCCCAAACUACAAGCGUUUUUAUAAUGCUUAUACAAUCUUAAGGUGCCAUAAUAAAGGGCCAGUACAGUCAUUCUCUACUUUCUCAAUAGCACCAGCUCAUAUGUUCUUCUUUAGAUGUAAUGGUGUAUAUUUAUGGUUAUUUUCAAGGGUGUAUAUGUAUACAAAAAGUAUCAAUUUGAGUCCCAUUUUUGGUCAUUAAGUUUUGUGACUGAUGAUUUGCUUGCAAGUUGUCAAUUAGUCGAUGUUUGUAUAACAAACCGAGUUUGGGCUAACAAGUUAGUUCCAGGUUUUGGUCAUUUAGAAAAAGACAAUUACUGUCUAUUUAUAAAAAGGUUUGACCUGUUAUCAGUUAGAUUAUACUUCCUAAAAGCUUUAAUCUUCCUCUUAUUAGAAGGGUAAAUCUUAUGGCAAAGUCCUAAAUCUUUAGAUUAAACUGAGAUCCCAAUUAGGAAUAUGGGUUUGCUAUUUAGAAUUACUGUUCAGUGUGCGCAGAACAACAAUAAAUAUAAUUCAUAAUGGCAAUAAACUAAUUAAACUUUUCCCCUGCCAAAUUACAAUUGGGGGCAAUUUUCUUUAGCAUUAUUUUAUUUGAGUCUGUAUUGUUCUUGUCAAAUAUGCGAGAAGUUAUAUUGUUCCACAGAACAGCCUCUGUCUUUAUUCCAGUUCCACAAGAGUAUUAUUCAAGCUUCAUUAUUAUUAUUACUUUUCUUUGUAUUAUUAUUAUUUUUUUUUUUUGUAUGUAUAUUUGGUCAUUGAUUGGCCAAAACAGAAAAGAUGUAGCUAGUUGCUUGAUGCACUUUUUUGUAGGACAAACUUUUUCCUGCACCACAAAUCUGAUGAGCCAAAGGCUGAUAACAUAAUGAGAAGUUUAGGUAUAUUUUUGUAGUUAAUAAAGAAUCAGUCCUUCAUAAAUGGGUAUAAAUGCUUUCAAGUCCCCAAAUGAUAACGCUGAUAUUUCAGGAGCAUUGUGAUUAUUCUCAAUUGAUGGCUAGAUUUCAUAUGAAGGGUAAAGCAAAUGUUUACUUUGGUAUAUUGUUCAACAGCAGGUAGAGAAGAUAAAUAUAUAAAGAUGUUGUCAUUUUAACCAAACUGCAUCUCAAAGCACCAAGUCAAUUGCCUAAAUCUAUCACUUGCUUUUAUAUCUAUUUUAUAAAGAGAAUGUUUAGCCUCCCACUUCUGCUUGGUCCGAUAAUGCACUUAAAAGUUUUCCCCAACGGUUUGAGUGGUGCAUAUAUGUGGUUCUUUGAUAAUACAAAUAUAGGUGUAUUAUUGCCUGCAACAUGAAACACAAGUCACAGUCUUUGUAUGUUCAUGGAAUGCUGCACCCGUUAUUUUAAAAGGUUGUAUAUUGAUUGUGCCAAGCUGAGAGUUUUAAAGGCUGAUUUGACAAAAGUCUCACUUAUAAGAUGUAUAAUUCUCUCUUUUUUUUUUACACCAUGAUAGUUGUUUAAGGAAUAAAGAGAAAAGGUGAACUGAAUAAAAAAAAUGCUGAGGAAUGUGGAAGAGGAAUUUGUUUUCCUGUACAUUGAAGCUCUAUUUAUUUACCUUAAUUAGUUAAGAUACAUUAUGUAUACACAGCAUUACAUCAGAAAUACUAUAAUUAUUAAUAACUAAAUUGUGAUUCAUGUAUGUCACAUAGUUUUCAGGCCUGUAUGAGAAUAACACCUCCCACCAAAUCUCUGAACCUUUACCAUGAAUCAUAAUACAAAUAAACUUAUUUCACUGACAUUCAUGUAUCUAGGUCAUUUGGGUUUAUGGUGUUAAAUAUCUGCUCUGCUGGCUCAAAUGUCUCUGCUAUAUCCCAGACACCAAUUCAUUCAUCACUGUAGUGAUGACAGUUCUCAUGCUUGCAUUAAUGAUCACAAUUCAACACUGCCCUCAUCUGGUCACAGGGUGUAGCUAGCAAUUACACAUUGACUAGCAGUGAAACAUAGAAAGCAGUAUGUAACAUUUGCAAAAUGUAGCCUAGGUACAGUAAUGUUCAUUCUAUGAGACAAAUUGAAACUGCCACAUCAAAUGGUUGCAACCACAGUUUUUUAUUCUUGGCAUGACUAUGCUUUUAGCAUCACCUAAUACAAGACUAUAGUUAAUCAUCUCUAGAAUAUGCCCAGAUCAAUGACCCAAUACCAAUAAGAAAUUCUACUGGGGGGUUAACCCUUUCAGACCCAGUGCCCAUUCCAAUCACUUUGUUUUUAUUUUUUUUAUUUGGUGCCACACAAAGGAUUAUUAGAUUUGAUGCUUCAACGUUAGUGAAGCAUCAAAGUAUCACCUUUGACAAAAAGUUAAAACCAAUCUUGUGCAAUUAAUCAUUGCAGCCUCUGACUAAACUCAAAACUACAUCUUUAAAAGUUUCAGAUCUGUACGGUUUAAGCUUUGAGACAGAUGCAGCAAACUCUUGCACAUCUGGUGAAUCUGACAUUUAAAUGUUUUAUCCAAGCUUCUAUUGUGGUUAAGGCAUGGCAGAAAUGACAUAUUACAAACUCAAUCAUCAAACAAAACUGAACAUUGGCAUAAUUGUUCAAGGUGCUAAUUGUAUGGACUUUUCCAUAAUUAUGUAACAAAUUAAGGCAUAAUUAAAGGAAUUGUUCAACCCAAAAAUGAAAAUUCUCAUUAUUUACUCACCUUCAUGUCAUCCCAGAUGUGUAUGACUUACUUUCUUCUGCAGAACACAAAUUAAGAUUUAUUUCAGAUUGAUGAAGAAUAUUUCAGGUCUGUAGGUCCAUACAAUGCAAGUGAAUGGGUGCAAAGAUUGCGAAGCUCCACAAAUCACAAAGGCAGUAUAAAUGACUACUCCAGUGGUUAAAACCAUAUUUUCUCAAGCAACAUGAAAGGUGUGGGUGAGAAACAAAUACAUUUUCAAGCACAUUUUCAAUAGAAAUUCUACUUCCUGCCCAUAAGCAGGCAAAAUGAAUGAAGAAUGUGAAUCACCAAAAACACAAGAAGAUGAAUGUGAAAGUUAAUGUGGUGGCUGACUGAGCAGGUAGUAGAAUUUAUAGGAAAAUUGGAAAUCUGUUUUUCACCCACACCUAUCAAAUCACUUCUGGAGACAUUGAUUUAACCACUGGAGUCAUAUCAAUUACUUUUAUGCUGAUGUAUGUGAUUUCUGGGGCAUACACAUUUUGGCACCCAUUCACUUGCAUUGUAUGGACCAAAAGUAUGAAUGUAAAAUAGUGCCUAAAUGAUUUGCAUGUGCAAAGUAAGAUUUGUAAAAGCGUAAAGGAAGUUAAAAGCAUGUUAGAAAAUAAAUUG
Messenger RNA from Xyrauchen texanus (razorback sucker), 8595 nucleotides. It is a transcript of the gene daam2, whose product is annotated as dishevelled associated activator of morphogenesis 2. The record is from RefSeq and is a predicted model, not a curated record. Gene Ontology annotation, biological process: actin cytoskeleton organization; regulation of non-canonical Wnt signaling pathway; negative regulation of oligodendrocyte differentiation. Lineage: Eukaryota; Metazoa; Chordata; Actinopteri; Cypriniformes; Catostomidae. Gene Ontology annotation, molecular function: small GTPase binding; actin binding.